Molecule: messenger RNA, 450 nt
Organism: Solea senegalensis (Senegalese sole)
Lineage: Eukaryota; Metazoa; Chordata; Actinopteri; Pleuronectiformes; Soleidae
Product: vesicle transport protein SFT2C-like
Exons: 2
Coding region: 1-450 (149 amino acids)
Biological process (GO): vesicle-mediated transport
Cellular component (GO): membrane
Source: RefSeq, a predicted model, not a curated record
AUGGCGGACUUAAACCGACAGCUGCAGGAUUAUUUGUCUCAGUCUAAAGGCGCGAAAACCGUCUCUCAGUCCGGCUCCAGCACGGCGUUGGACAUGGGCGAACCGGAGCCGGUACCCGGGAGCUGGUUCGGCCAGUGGUCCACCCCGUGGACCGGCCAGAGCUCCAACGGGAACAGCAGCUCCUCUUCUUCUUCUUGGCCGUGGUCGGCGGAACCGGACCCGUGUCUGCCGGGGAUGAGCCGCCGGCAGCGGCUCGUGGGCUUCGGCGUGUGCGCGUGUUUCUCCGCGCUAUGUUUCGGACUGUCCGCACUGUAUGCGCCCCUGCUGCUGCUCUACGCCCGGAAGUUCGCCCUCCUCUGGUCACUCGGGUCACUGUUCGCCAUCGCGGCCGCGGCGGUGCUGCGCGGCUGUGUGCUUAGGGUCAUUGUCUUGUUGGAAGGUGAACCCUGA